Messenger RNA from Physella acuta, 7841 nucleotides. RefSeq lists its product as uncharacterized. The record is from RefSeq and is a predicted model, not a curated record. Lineage: Eukaryota; Metazoa; Mollusca; Gastropoda; Physidae. Gene Ontology annotation, molecular function: protein binding.
CGAUCUAAAAGAUCUUUUAUGAUCUACUUGUGUCGCGGCCAAACGUGGCUUUCAAAACGAGGCUUGCGGAUUUCUGUGUCGUCUGCUGUUUACUAGACUCGGAAAUCCAACACACAUUUACUGCACUUAGCUGACAGGAGAUUGGAGCUUUGACAAAUGACCGGUAGUUUACACGCUGGGGAAACUUGUAUCCACUGGAUGAGAUAAGCAACAUAUCCACUGGAUUAAAUAAUCCGUGCGUCGACUGACUUCGCAUGUCCUGUUUUCAUGUGGAUCCAUUUCUUAUAAUCUGAGUUUAAGCUUAAUCUAAAGUUUGUCUUGCUUUUAAAGUUAGCGUUCAGAAACCUGUAGACAUCUGGCUAUACCGACUGUGUUACUGUGCUUAAACAACAGCAACAAAUGUAUUUAUGUGCGAUCUAAAACAACAGCAACAAAUGUAUUUAUGUGCGAUCUAAAACAACAGCAAGAAAUGUAUUUAUGUGCGAUCUAGAACAACAACAAAAAGUUUGCCGGACAAAUGAACGGAUCAAACAUGAUUAAGUGCCCACAGUAAACAUGGAUUAAGCGCACUACAAUGCCGGCCACCGAAGUCCUUAGGCCGAAACGAGUGCCAGACCCUGGCGGUCACGUGACCUUGGAGAAGUUGCCAGAAAGUAAGAGAAAAGGCCGGAGAAAAGGGAUGAAACCGGAAGUGGAUAAAGUGGAGAGGACGAGGGAGAAAACCAAUCUUAAGAAGAGCAGACUUGCUAUCCUCAAACUGUCAAAAAUAGCAGGCCCUGAGAGGGUCCAGCAGCUCAUUAAGAUCGCUGGGGAUGUGAGACGGUCUCAUUUGUUACCUCCCUUGGAAAAUGGGACAAAGAGCAGGGGAGUGUACUCGUCUAUGGACACGAAUCUGUACGAGGACAAAAACUACCACAGAGUCAGCGUGGAAAUGGACAAAAAAAUCAUCACACAUCUCCGGCGCAACUUGAACAAAAGGGGGAGCAGACGUGAGGACACGGAGAUAUCGGGGGGUGGGGCUGGAGCUGAUGCAGAGUCGAGGAGGGGGAGUGUCAGGACAGGACAGUCACGUGCGGAAGGACGAGAUCGUCUCUUCUCGAGCUACUCCGAGAUCGGCGAGAAAAUACGAGACAAGUCCCGACACCCUUUUCCUCAGACCUCGCCCUACACCCUACACCACCAGAACACCAUUGCAUGGGACGGGGACGGCGACACCGGAAGUGCCAGAGACUCUCCCAACAGGCUGCAGAUCUCGCCUCUGGACAACACAGUAUCAGAUGUUGACAGCCGGGGGUCGGCCCGUCAGGGAUCGGGCCGUCAGGGGUCGGGAAGUCAGGGGUCGAGAAGUCAGGGGUCGGGCGGUCGGGUGAGUGUUGAUGCUAUCAAGCACGGGGACGCCGGUAAACUCCGAGAGAAGAUGUUGAUCACUGAGGUCACCAACAUGUUGGGGCCGGAUGUUGGGAUUGAUGUACCCGUGGAUGAUGGCGGCGAUGUGGACAUCAGUGCAGACGAGACCCAGGACUUCCGUCGUCUUGUCGUCAGCCCCGUACAGACCCCCACAGCCAGAAGACCCCUGACCCAAGAAAAUGGCCGCUACACGGUGGGGGAGCGGAUGUUUGACCUGCUGGAUGGGGCGGUGGAGAAAAAAUGUCCGCCUGACCACACGGUCGUUCACCUGUACAUAGCUGCUGAGGUCUCAGACUCCGACGCCGAGAGAAACAUGUUGCAGGAAGUCUUGUACCCCAGGCUCCGAGACUUGUAUCGAGAGAGAGGACAUGAGCUGAGAGUCUAUGACCUUCAGUGGGGGUUCAAGGACGUGCUCUCUGAUGACCACGGGGUACCGGAAGUUCUGAGAAAGUCAAUAGCCAGAACACAGGAGGCUCCGUUUGGCAUCAACUUCAUGAUCAUCCUCGGAGAAAAGUUUGGCGCCCAAGUUUUGCCACAACAGAUUCCAAAAGACGACUUUGACGCCAUCUUGGCUGAAGCUUCAGCUUAUAUAGAGGAACAAAAAUGGCGGCUCAACAUCAAGAUGGCGGACAUUGAGAGCUUCAAGGCCGAACGGGAACGUGAAUACAACGGGGUGGAGGCUUCCGAGCCAACAGAGAAACUGCCCAACGGUUCCACCGACUCUGGUGAUGACGUGUCCCGGAAGUCGAGUAUCAACAAAAAUGGCAGCGAGCCACAGACAGAAGCCACAGACGAACGAAGAAGAAGAAGAAGUGUUGCACAAAAGAAGGAGCAGCAAGCGCUCAGACAAAUCAAAGAAGCCGAGGACCAGCUGCCAGACCUGGAUCUGUUACGUCAGUGGUACCAGCUGGACGAGAACUCGGUGCCGCCAGUCUACAGACUCCAGAACAUUGGAAAUGUCUUCAAGGACAUCCUGAGAAACGACGCCACCAAACGGGCCAUGGCCAAGUCAUCAUUCCAGGCCAUGGCCAACAAACUUCUCAGUAUCAUACACACCUUCGCCCCGCUCGCCCUGAAGAACGACAAGACAUUUAACACCUACACGUCAUCAGUGUUCGGCAUGCAGUUGGAAGACAUCCUGGAACACGACACGUCACCCGCCCACACGGCUUGCGUCAUCAGGACAAUUGACCAGCUGGCUGACCACCUGCAGGACGCCGCGGCUGAGGACUACCUUGACCUCACCAACGACAGGACGCCAUCUUUAGACGAGAGGGCGUGGAACAAAAUCCAGAACAUUCGAAAAGAUGUGCACAAGGGAAUGGUUCCAGAGAAUCACGUGAGCAGCUACCUGCUGGAGUGGUCGCCUGGCGGCAUCAAGCCCGGCAUCCGGCGAGACCACGGCGUGUACGUGGACCGGAUCUCCAGGACGCUCUUUGACCUGACCCUGCACGAGCUGGACACAACGGCAGAGGAGGUGGGAGGGGAGGGGCGACACUGGCAGCAGGAACUGUUUCCAGAAGUCUCGCAGCACGUGAGAUGUUGUCACGAGAAGGCCAGCAAGUUUGAAGGAAGAAAAGACGAGCUGACCAUCAUCAAAGCCUACCUCAGAUCUGACUCAAGGACACCACUGGUGCUCUUCGGGAAACCCGGAAGUGGAAAGUCGGCCAUCUUGGGGAAAACUGCCAAAGAAAUUAACAAAUGGUUUAAAAGUGAUGAUCUGGUACCCAGGGUCAUAGUUCGGGUCAUCGGCUCCACGGUAGACUCUACUGACGUCAGACUGAUGUUACAUCACGUGUGUCAGCAGUUAUGUCACAUCUUUGAUCAGAAUCCUGCCGAGAUUCCUGUGGAUAUCAAAGGUGUGUCCAACGAUUUCAGCUGCCGUAUAUCCAACGCUACAGAAGAAAAUCCGCUCAUCUUUAUUUUUGAUGGAGUGGAUCGGCUCACAGGUCAGUUCGAUGGUAGAAAACUUCAAUGGCUGCCGACGUGCCUGCCGCCUCACGUCAAGAUCAUCAUCUCCACCGUGUCUGACGACCGGUUCGAAUGUCUGCCGGCCGCACGGAAGUUGCUGGACGGUCAUGCCGGAAGUUUCCUGGAAGUCGGUCCACUGCCAGAACACGCGGCUCAAGCCCUACUGGACAACUGGUUCCAGAGCCAGCACCGGACCAUCACUGACCACCAGUACAAGGUUCUGCUCGAGGCUUUCAGGAAGUGUCCCUACCCGUUGUUUCUUAAGGUCGCCUUCACUGAGGUGGUGACGUGGACGUCCUACAUGAAGCUGGAGGCCGUCAAGCUGGGCGAGACGGUCAAGAAACUGGCCACGCUCCGGUUCGGCCGGCUGGAGAGAGACCACGGGGAGCCUCUGGUCAGGCGAGCCCUCGGCUACAUCACGGCGGCCCGGAGCGGCUUGACCUUCAACGAGAUGGAAGAUGUUCUGUCGCUGGAUGAUGUCGUGAUGGAUGAUGUCGUGGCCACACACAGGAUGCAGAGGCGGCGCUUGCCCACACUGCUGUGGGUGCGGCUGCUGGAAGACAUGGGGGAUCUGGUCGCCGAGGUCAGGGCGGAUGGCGUCAAGACGUUCAGGUGGGCGCACGCGGACAUGCACGACGCGGCAGAAGAAAGAUACCUGCUGCAGAGAGACAAGGCGCCGUCCUACCACAAGGCUCUCUCUGAGUAUUUCCUGGGGCUGUGGGCGGGCACGCCUAAACCUUUCACCGGGAAUGAGAAAGGAAGCGACCGGCUAAUAUCGCACCAGGAGCUGUACUUCCAGCCCCAGCAGUCUAAAACUGAGCGCGUGUACAACUUGAGGCGGGUGAACGAGCUGCCGUUCCAUCUGUUGAGGUCCCAGCAGAACGCCCUGCUCAAGCAGCACUGUCUGUGUAGCUUUGAGUGGAUGUUGGCCAAACUCUGCGGCACCUCCCUCAUAGCGCUGCUGGAGGAGUAUCACGUGGUACUGGCUCUAGAGCCCGGGGAGGUGGAGCUGAGGGUAAUCUCGGAGGUUCUCCAACUGUCUCGGAAAGCACUGAUGCGUGACCCUCGUCAGCUCGGCUCUCAGAUCGUCGGUAGACUCCAGCGGAUCAUCACAGCAGACGCCCCCAAAUCCCCGGGGGACCCAAAGAAGUUCCCCACCCUGCUCGUGCUGCUGUCGGCCGCCAAGCAGUCGUCCCUCCCCGUUCUCAUCCCGUCCACCACGUGCCUGAGUGAGCCGGGCGGGAUGAUGUAUGACGUCAUGUCCGGACACACAGCGCCCGUCACGGCCCUGACGCUGACCACUGACGGACUUCGUGUGCUGACCGCAUCCAGAGACCGAACCAUCAAACUCUGGGACAUUCGAUCCGGCAAAGUUUUAAAAUCAAUGAAAGAUCAAGGAUCGGACAUUUCCGUUAUACGAACUGCCAUGGCCAAUUCCUUAGCUGUCACGGUUGAAAAUUCCGUUAUCAGAAUUUGGAAUUUACAAAAUGAAAAAUGUGUUUUUGUCAUCGAUAGCUACAUCGACCCAGCCAGUAUAUGUCUGGCGUCUGACGGCCGUCUUCUGGUUGCCGUCUUUGAUGGGUCAAACGUUUUCCGUUCUUGGAAUCUGGACAAUUUUGGUCUAAUAUGUGAGGAAAUUAUUCCCGACCAUAGCAUCCACAAAGACAAUUCCAUUUUAAUCGCAGACUCUUCUUCCGGCGACCAGGUACUGCACGCGUUCAGGAGCGGCAACUUCGCGACUGUGCAUCACGCGAGGACGGGGAAGAUUGUCAAAAAUCUGGACUGCCACGACAAGUCGUCGGCCGUGGUGGCGCUGGCCAUCUCUAGGGAGUACUUCAUCAUCUGCUGCCGCCAGCAGAACCUGACGCUCAGCGAGAUCCACACGCUGGAACUCUUUGACGCGGCCAAGUGCACGUACAUCAGGAGCAUCCGCGGCUGUCCGCAAGACAGCAUCAGGAACUUGUUCGUGAACCUAGCCGGAAGUCACGCCAUCGCUGUCUCCGUCAACCGCACCAACAAAACAUCAGACGUGGUCCUGUACAACCUGGAGACCGAGGACCACAAGCACCUGGCCUCACAUCCCUGCGUCAGCCCCCUCUGCGCAUGUCUCGACUUCCGGUUCUGCUUGACAGGCGCUGAAGACGAAAACUUCCUGCGGCUGUGGGACCUGAGUUCAAAGGUCAACCAGCCAGUGCCCAAGUUAAAGAAACAACACGGAAUCGCUGACAUAUGGCCCAUGAUAGAUAACCCAAGAUAUGUGGUAGCCAAGGCCAUCAACAACGGACCAAUCAGCGUGUGGAACGUGGCAAAAGGCAAGUGUCUGCAGGCCGCCGUGAGGAUCGAGCGAGGGCUGGCUGAAGGCACGGACGCCAUGGUCAUGCGCAACACCCAGCUGGUCAUCCUGACGGACAAGGGAAUCUCCAGCGCCACGGACGACUCCAGGCCCGUCUUCCAGACCGUGCUGGUCUACGACCUCAAGCUCAAGAGGUACACGCGCCGGCUGACCGGCUGCUACAUCGUGCCGGCUCCGUCACACGAGUACGUUCUGCUGGACAGUGAGAACCUGCUGGGGCCGUCAGACAACAGGACGCACUUCAUCAUCUGGAGCCUGCAGUCUGGACAUGCUGUGGCUAGGAUCAAAACAGGUUUCAAAGAGCUGGAACGGAGAAGGCUGGACAAGGGGACGCAACUGAUCACUGCCCCAAAACUCAAGAGAAGUGACUCGGAGUCUAUGACGCCGUGGGAGAGACGUGCCGAGACAACGUCGGCCAAGACACGACGUCACGAGCAGGAGAAAGAGAGGGAGAAACAGAGGCUGGAGGAGCUGAGGAAGGAGAAGGACAACGCCGUUGACCGCUUCCUCAUCAGCGGCGACCAGAAGGUCAUCGUGGCCUCCUUCUACUCACACCACCUGUGCGUGUUCGACGUCCCUAGCAGAAAGCACGUGCAGACCUUACAGACUGAGUACUCCAUGAUGUUCCUGCACAACGCCGCUCUCACACACGACGGCAGCCAUCUUGUACACGCAAACUAUGACGAGGACAGCAAAAUCAGUUACGUCACUCUGUGGGACUGCACGACAGGGGAGGUAAAGAGAAGAUUAAAAAGGGAGACAAAAGUCGCGGCUAUUGGUAUCACAGAUGACGCACAGCGAAUCGUCAUAGGGCGUGCCGUCAACGAGCUCCAUAUAUGGGACCCGAUGAAGCCGAGUUCCCUGAGACGGAUUCAAGGCUACGACGGUCUACGGUUUGAGAUCAACUCGAAAAUUUUUGUCGUGGACAACGGCAGCAAGGCCAUCGUGUUUGCCGGGGACGUGUCAGUGUGGGACCUGGACCAGGGGACGGCACUGUCCGUGUUCACGCCGGACACCCGCAUCACCGUGUGCAGCACCCUGCUGGGCGGGCAGCUCGUCGUGUUCGGCAUGUACGACAAGCCGGAGCUGGUCAUCCUGAAGCUCAUGUCCGGCUCUAUGCCGCAGACGGAGGACACCGGGGGUGUCGAGCUGUUCGGCGAGACGACAGGCGACACUUCCGACGAAGAUGAAAACGACGAGGAAGAAGCAGAAAAAAGUAAAACCAAAUAAACUUUGAAGAUGUGAGUUGAGUGGAGUAUAAAUAAUUCAAAGCUUGGAUAUGAUGAACUUCCGCUUUCAAUAAGGGGAGAUCAUUUAAAGUCUUUUCUGCUAGUCAUAUAGUUCGUACAAUGAACUAUUUGUAAUGGGAAUCUGUAAUAGAUUCUAGCCCAGUUAGUUUAUAAAGACCCGUACCGUUACCGCAUAAACCCAAUCGUCAUUUAAAAUUCAUUGUAUGCUAACAAAAUUAACAAAUAACUUCCCAAGACUAUUCAUCAAAAAAAUGUAAUCAUUUUUUUUUUUACAAUUUACCUGAAUAGAAAAUUGAUUAUAUCUAGGCUAGACAGUUAAAUGAUAGAAUCAAGAUUCCCUUCAGUUAAAACUCUAUUUCAAAUAUUCUUGAGCAAUGUUUGGUUAUAGAGUGACCGCAGUAGCGUGGUUAAAAUGCCCCACUUUAUUCGACUCAAGCAGAGCCAGGCUUACAUACAGUAACUUGUUCUUUUUUGUGCGAUGUGUGGGCCUCUAGUACUGCAGCAUUGUGAAAGUCGUGAUACUUAUUUAACAAAUGGAAUGUGAUGUCUAAUCAGUAUUAUCUAUAUUUACAAUCAUUCAGUAUUUUAUUCUCCUUGUAAUCACAUCAGUAUUACAAAAUGAUUUUUUUCAACACAUCUUAAAAUAUAUUUAUAAUCAUAAUAUUUAAAACGUAAAUCUUUAAGCUUGAUAUGUAUAGGUUACUAAUUUAUUAUGAUUGAAUGUGUACAAUUAUGCUUGCCAUUAUCUAAAGUUUACUACUAAAAUGAUUGAUUGUGUACUAUUAUGUUUGCCAAUAUGUAAUGUUUACUACUAAAAUUAAUCAUAAAAAAGUGUUUUACAAAUAAACCUGAGAAGUCUG